GGCUCUCUCAGCUCCGUAGGCUCAGGUAGACUUGGCGGCGACUGGGCUGCGGCUGCAGAGCCCGGGCCGGCGGGGCGAGCGCGGGCCGCGGAGCAGGCCUCAGGGGUGAACCGUUUGAUGUAAAAGACUUGACUCCAUAAUCUACAUCUGCCCUAAUGCUGUCAUCCGGAGUAGAGACUCAGCCAGUUCCACUUGAUUCCUCCAUGUCUGCCGUGGUACAGGAAUUAUACUCGGAACUCCCAGUAAGUGUCUCCAAAGAGCUUCAUGCUGACCCUGAGCCAAGUGUGAUUCCAGAUGUAAAACCUGGAGCCUCAAGCUCUCUUAUAAGUCAGAGUAGGGCAGUGCCCUUGGAGCUGCAGAGGACCCAUGCGGAAAGUUGUUGUGAAGAAACCCCUGACACCUUGGAUGAUGGGGGUGAGCCUGGGCGGUGUGGGCUGGUGGACUCCACGGCAGCAGGUUCUGUGGCUUCUGGGAUCUUGGAUAGGGAAGAGAAAACCAAAAGCAUGGAGCUAAAGGUCUUCAGAGAUGGAGGGGACCAGGCGGAAAUUGUAAGAGACCCCUGUGAGGGAGCAAAGGAAGACCCAUGUCAACAUUCCACAGCUGCUGAAGAAAAGAUCAGCCCAAGUCAGGAGGACUUCCAGAUGCAGUCAAGCAAAGAACUUUCAUGCACAGAAGUCCUUGAAGAAUGUCUGAGGAGCAAAGAAGGAAAUGUACAGAUUACAGCUGAAACUCUACUGAGAUCUACUGAAGAAGUACAAGGUAUGAAGGUCAAUGGGACUAAGAUGGAUAAUAAUGAAGGACACAAGAAUGGCAAUGUGAGUAAAAGUCUCUCAGCUGGGUGCAGCGAAUACCCAGAAGUAGACAAAAUCAUGACCAGUGGUGAUGGUUCAGAAACCAGCCCAUUAGUUUCCCUAGAGCCUUUAACCUUUGUGGACCCUGGAUUAACAGAAGCCACUCCUAAAGAAAAAGAAUGUGAAGAAUUAAAAACUUGUCCUUCUUGGUUGUCAUUAUUACCAGGGAACAGUGUCAUUUCCAAAGUGGACAAUGGGAAGGAAGAGUUUUGUAAAUUGAACCUUGUCUGUGAAGCAGAUGACAAUCACCCACAGAUUCUUGGCCACCAUAAUGAAAAACACAGUUCUGCAAGUGGCAGUCCCAAAGCCGCAAGAAAUGUAGUUGUUGUAGAAAAUUCUGAAGUUUCGUCUUUCAGAUCAAGUUUGUCUGGUCCAGAAUCCAGAACAACAUCCUUAGAAAAAUGUGGUUUUGAAAGUAAUGGCUUGCUGAAGGGAUCUGCUGAAAAGACGGAUAAUUCAUGUUUUGAUGGGGGUGAUCUAAGCGAGAACUUGGCUUCUAGGAAAGAAAACGAAGAACAGCUUUUGAACCCCAGGAAUGAGCAAGGGGAACUCUUUCUUGUUAAUGCCAGGCAACCAGAAGAGGAUGCUAAUGGUCAUUAUUCUCUUGAAAAAGAGACCGUUGACUCCCUAAAAGAUAAUAUCCUUGAUAACUGUUGUGUUCAAGGCAUUAUCCAUACAGACAGUUCUAGUUCUUUAAUGCCGAGUUCUUUUAAUGAAGCCACGGAAGUAACGUUAAAAAAAAAUGAUUUGAAAAUCACUUCAGACAUUCAGUGUAGUUUGACAAACUAUAAGGACCAUAGAGAAACUUUUACUAAUAUGAGCCAUCCAGGUGGACACUCUGAAGAAAGCAGUUUUUCUUCCUUGAUGCGGAUUAAAGAGCCAGAACAGACAACCACUAUAGAGCCGAAGAUGUUAAGUAAAAAGUUUUACAGUGAAGACUCUAACUCCUUAGUCAGCACCCAGAGAAAUCUGAAAGGCGAUACCCAAUUAAAUGAAGCAUUGUAUAAUGAGUUUCUGAUUGAAAGAAAAUCCCUUGUGAGUUUAAUGCCAGAGGACCAGAUAAGUCCUGUAAAUGAGGUAUCGAAACCCAAGAAAAAUAUUGCUCGAUUACCACCACCCCUAGAAUUUGAUUACAGUCCUGAGUCAGAAAAAGCUGUACAGCCCUUACAAGAUGAUAGUCUACAUUUAGGUGAACAGAGCAUUGCCUGUGAGAUGAAUGAACUUUCUUGUACCGAUGAACUGGUUGUAAAUGAAGUAGAAAAUGAAUGUGUUUUAAAUCAAGUGUCCCUUAGUUCUCGAGACCACACAAAGUUGCUAGCUGACAAAGAGAUGCCUUUAGCAGCAAGCGAGGAUUCCCAACAGAGCCAUCACCCUCCAUUAGAGGAUGGAGCAGAUGUCAUUGCUGAUACCCAGACCAUUUCCAUGAAGACAAAAAUGAAAGAAAUCUCUCCACCAGGUGACGAAACCUGUGGUGCCUCUUCAAACAGUCCCACCUUAAACAUCAAACCAGGAAGCCUAGAAAGAAAAAGUGAAAUGGCUGAUUCAGGAACAGCAGAUCUACAUUCCAGACUUCUCUCAAGUAGGAAAGAAGCAGCAGCCUUGCCUCCAGUGGUCUCUGUCAUGGAAUGUCAAAGUAUUCAAUCUCAGGAUCUCUCUAGCUGUCAUUGUAUAAGAAGAAAUACACCAGAAAAGAGCAUGGGUUCUGCUUGUGCUGCUUUUGAGUCCAACAAAAUCAUCCUGGAAGUUGAAAACUGUUUGGUAACCAAGUAUGAAAAUGUGUUUCAGCACAGUGAUCACCACUCCCAAGGAAGAGAAGUCUCUGUUAAAAGUACCGUCCACGAGGUGACUGAUACAUUGGAGGAAAGGAAAUUUGAUGGGAGAGAAACUAAAGGCAGCCUUCCAGAAGAUAAGAUCAGAAAUGAAAUGACAGCAGGCAUGUCAAAUACUGAAGCUUCAAACAAAACCAUUCGCGCUACUAGUUACAUCCAACCCAGUGAGGAAGGGCUAGAAGGAAAGGAACAGAAUAUACUCAAAGAGACUGUGUUUUGUAAGUAUAGCAUUUCUGAUUGUGCCACGCAAGAACUAAACCAAUCUACAGACAUUCCAAGUCCUGAAAAAUUGUUGGACCAGCCUCCUACUAUUGUGUUCUCCAGUUUUAAAAACAUGAACCAAGCAGCUGAAACUCUUGAUCAGAAGGCAGAUGAAGUCCUUGACUGCCAGAGUAACCCAGACAGACCAGAUGCAUGCAAAAGUGAAAAUAAACCAGCUAAAGCGACUCUAGGUAGUGACCAGAGAGAGACCAUCCCAGAGCCUAAAAGAGAGGUAAGUCACAACGAAAAGGAUCUGCUAGUCAGUUCAGGUAAUAACAACUCAUUGUCUGGUGGUAGUCCAGAGAAAGGUGAUUUGAAAGGAGCCUUUGAAAGGAUUUCUGGUUGUGAGGAGUCGACAGAUGGUGUGGUAGAUGUCGUCUACACAGACUGUAGAAAUAAGCCUGCAGAAGGCACACUGGACAUAAAAGCAUCUAGUACAUUUGAUGGUGCUGCAAGGCAAGAUAGACUGGCAUUACAUGAAACCUCAAGGAGUACCCUGUCUCAGAGAGAACUGAAUCCUGCAUUUACAGGAAUGAUUGACCAGGAUUCGGAUUUCCCAGAUACUACUUCCUCUACAGUGGAAUCUCUUGAAAUAGAAAAAUCAUGUGAGGAUAAAGUAUGCAGAUCAUUAAAAGAUUGUGAAAUGGAAGUGUGUGCAGACUCUUGUGCCCAUGAGAUAGAGUGUAUUGCAGAUCAUGAACCAAAUAUAAGAAUAUUGGAUAGAGUAAAUGUGUCUUUAAAUUAUAUUCAUCAUGAACAGCAAGUUAAAGAAGCAUCUCUGAGAGAAACACAAGGAAUGAUUGAAGGAUCAAAACUAGAAAUAAAUUCUGAGUUUCACAAGGAAAAUACCUUUGGAAUUUCCUCAAAAGAAUUGAUGUCUUUUAGAUGCCGAGAUGAGAACUCUGUUCCCCCAGGGAGCCUGAAAUCCAUUGAGAUAAUGCCUUUGUGUCUGUCUUCUCAAGAAAAUUCAGAAACUAAUAUUAAUAGUGAAGAAAGCAACCUGAAAAAUCUUUUAAAACAAAAAGAUGGUGAGAUGCUUUGUGAAAAUGUAAAAGACUGCACAGUCCUGCCUGAGAUGAAAGGAGGAGCAUCAAGGGAUAUGAGUCAUCCUAGUGAAGGAAACAGCAUAGACAUCAGUGUGAAAAAUUUGCCUUUGACAAUGGAAACAGAAACUACAGUGAAAGGUGAAGAAACCAAAGAACAUCAGAGGGGACCACUGGGUCACUUAACUGCUGGGGAGGAAUCUAAGGAGAUGAUUGCCAGAGAAGAUGGCCACAGUGAUAAUGUGAGUGAGAUUUCUCAGACCCACUUUAAAUCUCAGAGGAUGCUUGGUGAUGCCGAAGAACAGAGCCAGAGGAUUUUGGACCACAUGUUGCAGAAGGAAGAGGAAUAUAUACAUCAAAAAGAAGCACAUACAAGAUUGGAACAAUGCACAUCACCUAAUAUGUUGUCAGAUGAGGUGCAAAGUAAGAACCAACCUAAAGAUUGUAAAGAUGAGUUCCCCAUGAUGAAAGAAAUCACCCCAGCAAAGCUGGCCAAGGGUGACAUUGCUGCACGGUUUCAGAAGUUGAAAGACCCAAAGGAGGAAAGCUUGUGUCAUCCAUUAAAAAAGGCCAUUAAGUUGUGCACAGGUCCUUGCCUUUGUGGUGCCCCCCGGAAAACACAAGACCCCAACUCUGCUAGGUAUGAUGAAAUCCACGGUGCCUUUGGGAACACUUCACAUCGGAAGGUAGUGCUUCCCGUAAAGAAGCAGCCCCAUCGAACGUGUAAGCAAGUUUCCUGUCAGGAGCAAGUCAACAUGGGGAGAAAAGUGAGUAAAAUCAGAAGUUCUGCCUUGUUAAAGAGUUCCUCUGAAACCAUUCCCACGAAAGCACACAGAUUUCUCAGUUCACAUACUGUGUCUACACCCACACGACUGGAACCUGAAACAGUACCUACCGGGAGCUUAAUUAGCCAUAUACCAAAGCAGAAGGCUACUCCAUGCCAUCCCUUGAGGAGCCUGAAUGUUAGGAAGCCUACCAAAGAAUCAGCCUUACUAAACAAGCUGUCUGUCCUUGCCUCCAAACUGGCCCCAGCCACAAAGACCCAGAAACUAAGGCAUCGGUAUUCCUCUGAACUUCUUCCAGUGGCUAAAAGCUACAAGCGACUCAGAUAUAAAAGACUCCUGGAUGGAUUUUCAUACACUAAAAUGCAGUUGAAUCCAUAUUUGGCAGCUAGUGGAUGGGAUAAGUGGCCUAACAGUAAGCCUUUGACACUUUAUUCUCUCGAAGCCAUCAAAAUGAGUUUCAUAGAUUUGAGCAACAAGAUGCCAUCACUGCUGUUUGGUUCUGAAAUCUUCCCAGUAUCCUUUCAUGUGAAAUCAGGCUCUGAGUGCAUGGCUGAGUCCCCAAGGACUUUUCCUGAGCAUUGUGCUCCAACGAGGCUCACCUUAGGAGAGGCCACCCAGUGCCCAUCUCAACCUCCCAAGUGGACCUUUUCUGUCUUCUUGUCCCAUGGUUGCCCUGGGAUGGCCACAUUCAGGGAAGACACUGGCCUCCAUGGUCAGGCACAUGCCCAGGCUCCUCCACACCCUCUGGUUCCUCUCCAAGACUAUGGGGGCACUGCCGUAGUCCAGACCAGAGCAGGCCGCUCUGUCCUUGGCCUUCAUACGCUUCUAGCACUUUGUUCCCCUGGGUGUUACCGAAUCUGGACAAAAAAACGGAGCUUCUCUGGUCACAUGCCUACUAUGCAGAGGCUCUUCAUGACCCAGGUUACACAGGGCUUGAAAGGGUUAAGGUCUCCAGCCUCCAUAGCAGACAAGGUCUUCUGUUCUCUGCCCAACUCGGUGGGCCGAGUACUGUCCAUUUGGAGCCAGCAUGGGCCUUCUGCCUGCCCCUUCAAGAUCUCUGCUCUUCAUUCCACUCACAGCAAGCAGCAGCCAAGUCUGGGCACCAUAAGCAGCCACACCAUGUUACCAUAUGUGCCUCUUCCAGGCAUAGAAGCUACUUAUAAUACCAGCGGCAGUCAGAUGAGGCUUGAGCCUUCAUUCUCUGCCUUGGUACCAAAGUCUUGCUUGGUAACAGAAUCAGCUGUCAGCAAGCUCUUGCUUUCAGCCUCUGAGUUCCAGGUUCCUGGAUUUGAUGAGCUGGAUGGUGUGACAGCAGCCUGCCCCCGGCCACAGAGCAGCCCUCCAGAACAGAAAGAGGCUGAGCCAGAGAAGAGGCCAAAGAAAGUCUCACAGAUUCGCAUCCGGAAAACCAUUCCUAAGCCAGAUCCUAAUCUUACCCCCAUGGGCCUUCCUCGACCCAAAAGGUUAAAGAAAAAGGAGUUUAGUUUAGAAGAAAUAUAUACCAACAAGAAUUAUAAGUCUCCUCCUGCUAACAGGUGUUUAGAGACCAUCUUUGAGGAACCUAAGGAACGAAAUGGUACGCUAAUCUCAAUCAGCCAACAGAAGAGGAAGCGAGUUUUAGAAUUUCAGGAUUUUACAGUCCCACGAAAGAGAAGAGCUCGUGGUAAGGUCAAGGUGGCAGGCAGCUUUACCAGGGCCCAGAAGGCGGCGCUGCAGAGUCGAGAGCUGGAUGCCCUUUUGAUACAGAAACUAAUGGAACUGGAGACCUUCUUUGCCAAGGAAGAGGAACAGGAGCAAUCAUCUGGUUGUUGAGAAGCAAUUCGGUUUGGGAGUGCCAAUUUUAGAUUUUCCAGGCCUCCUCGGAAGAGGUUGCCUAAUUUUACCCUACUACCCAAACCACUCAAAAUGCAGUCCAUGGAUUGUUACCUAUUUCAAGGUGCACCCUUUUUAGGAACUGGUGAAGGAGGGUCCUCUACUUUUACUGCUGAGUAUAGAACCUCAGGAAUGCUCCCUUUCUCCUGGAAAUGGUCCUGAAUGACAUCUGACCUCCUCCUCCCCCCACUCUGCCAUCCACGGGAGGAGGACGCAGCAUACCUUCAGUAACACUAGGAUUCCAAGGACUCACAGCAUUUGCACGUCCAUGUGAAAGUUCCACGUUGUUUACAGUGGUGCUAGACCAAGAUUAUUUAGAGAUGUGGCCUAGGGAGGGGGACCUGGCAUCCUGUCCUAUAUGGUCUCACUGGCUCAUUUCAGUAGUUGAGGAAAGAUGAGCUAUUGGGUUUUCUAAUUCUUUGAGUCUGUCUGCCCAGAACUGGUGUGUGUGUGUGUGUGUGUGUGUGUGUAUGUGUAUGUAUGUAUGUAUGUGUGUGUGCGCGCAUGUGUGUGCGCAUGUGUGUAUGGCUUUUUCCCAUCAUUUUUCUCCCCUCUGUGACUGUGGGUCACUAGUGCCAGAGGAGCCCGUCCAGGCCCCAUUCGAAGUAAGUUGCACUUUUUAAUGUAGUGUUAUUUUCCUUUGUUUUAUUUCUUUCUUUUUUUUUUUUUUUUUUUUGUAUUAUUGCUGCAUGUUUGGAGCCUUUAAAUGUGAUUUUAGAACAAUUUUUUUAAGACAUCAAGGAGAAAGACAAUACAUGUCUUCAAAAUAUAUGAUAGGCAUUUGACCCAGUUUUUCGGUGCAUGAUAUGGGACAAUGGAGAGACAUUUUCCCAUUCAUGUGUUUCAAGCAGUCCCUCCCCCAUCUCCAACUUCUAGUGUAACUCAUUAGAGGGAGCACUUUUUUCCAUCUGGGUUCUCAUUCUUGCCCACUAAGUAGAUGUAUUUAUGUUAAUGAUGGAAGUAAGAGCAGGUUUCUCUCCCAAUCAUUUAAAAAAUAGAAAAGGUUGGGUGUGGUCUUAAUGGGUUUUACCUAAAGUGGUCUGUAACAAAGUUGAGUACAACAGCUCUGGUGGUGAUAAACCCUGACCCAGAGUGUUUGCAGAUGUCAGAGCAACCUGCUCCAAGAACGAGGAGAGGCGAUCGGCCGUGGUUCAAACCCAGUGAUGCAUUCUUGCGGUGCAAUCGUGAAAUUCCACGGCCAGCUCUCUCUGAGGGCACCUCGUUGUACUCUGGGCUCCUGUGUCAAACCUACUGGAAAUUUUGUAGAAUGCCAGAGUUAGCUGAGCUGUGUCACCUGUGCCUACAGUAGUCUGUGGGCAGAAGGAUGCUGUGUGGGUCAGCAGGCCCAGAGGUUUCAUUCCUUUUCCACUUAAUCCCUGUGUGUCCUUGCCCUGCUUCCCCUCCCUUCCUUCUCCUAGGUUUUAUCUUUUUUUUUUCUCUCUCUCUCUCUCUCAAAACAAGAGUUCAGAGAAUUAACAUUCCUUGGCUGGUGAGUGGGAUGCUAAACCCAGCCUCGGGACACUGGUCACCUCUUCCCAUCCUCCUAGGAGCCACUGCUGGGAAGCAGCUGCUGAUGGGAACUGUCAGAGUUCCAGAGACAUUUUCAAGUCAGUCUGUUAGAGAAGAGUGAGUGAUGCCGUCCUGGAAUGUGUCUCCUAGGUUUCUUUUGCUUCCUCAUUUGUUAGUGGGUGGGGGG
Diceros bicornis minor is the source of this 8337-nucleotide messenger RNA. It is a transcript of the gene PRR14L, whose product is annotated as proline rich 14 like. The transcript has 9 exons. The record is from RefSeq and is a predicted model, not a curated record. Lineage: Eukaryota; Metazoa; Chordata; Mammalia; Perissodactyla; Rhinocerotidae. Bases 156 to 6581 code for a protein of 2141 amino acids.